CCCUUUUCUCUCUUCUCUCAAACAACAUCAGUCUAUACAUAUUCUUCUCCGCGCUGCUUAACAACACCCAAUUUUUUCUUCAUUUUCUCUCUGCGAAGUAUAGAUUCUCAAAAAGAACAACAAAAAUGUUCGGAGUCGUCUUCCCUAAUCGGAGCUUUCCAAUGGAUAUCUCCGCAUUCGCCCAAAUUGACACUACCCAUUGGCUCCUAGACAUGAAUACCUUCGUGGGGGAAGCGUAUGAUUCGAUUAGAGAAGUCUGUAUCUUUCUUCUCAAUGGUAUGACUCUUCCUCCUGAUAAAGCAUUAGCUGUGUAUAUUCAAUCGCCCGGAUCGCAAUUCUUUUUCUGUGGCGCAAUCACCCUUACCCGCCCAUCUGCUGUGUUGACUUUGCCAUGGCCUGAGCCAACAGCGGACGCAGUCCCUCUUUCUGCAAAGAUUGGUGUUUCAGUAGAGGAUCUGACUACCCUUCCUUCACUAGAUGUAACAGCAGGUCAAAGGAUUGAACAUUUGGCUAUGAAAGUUGGGGAAAAUCUGUUCAAUUUUAUGCAGUCAUAUUGUAAUGUUGAUGGUAGUAAACUUGUUGUGCCAAUGAAUAUAUUGGAUAGAUGGUUUAAGAAGUUUCAGGAACGAGCUAAAAGAGAUCCUGAGUAUCUUAAAGGGUUUGUUUUGUAGAUUUGUAUCUCAAUUUGACAUAUUCCAGAUUUGAUCCUGAGAUCCUUUGUUUAUGAGUUGGUUCUUUUGUUUUGUAGAUUUGUAUCUCAAUUAGACAUACUCCAGAUUUGAUCCUGAGAUUCUUUCUUUGUGAGUUGGUUCUUAAUAUUAACAUUGAAUUCUUACUAUUUUUGCCUUUUGUA
Molecule: messenger RNA, 853 nt
Organism: Impatiens glandulifera
Lineage: Eukaryota; Viridiplantae; Streptophyta; Magnoliopsida; Ericales; Balsaminaceae
Product: protein OPI10 homolog
Exons: 2
Coding region: 126-671 (181 amino acids)
Biological process (GO): protein import into nucleus
Cellular component (GO): nucleus; cytosol
Molecular function (GO): nuclear import signal receptor activity
Source: RefSeq, a predicted model, not a curated record